This is a messenger RNA of Penaeus monodon (black tiger shrimp), 628 nucleotides long. Its product is annotated as acanthoscurrin-2-like. The transcript has 3 exons. Lineage: Eukaryota; Metazoa; Arthropoda; Malacostraca; Decapoda; Penaeidae. The record is from RefSeq and is a predicted model, not a curated record. The coding region runs from base 1 to 570 and encodes 189 amino acids.
AUGGUAGGUGAGGUGCGGCUCAGGGGAUAUGGCAUGAGUAGGAAACAUCAAUCAUCGAUGUUCAAAACCUCCAUUCCUCCAGAAUCUAGCAUGAAGCACAGCGGAACGCGUUGUUCAGCGGAAAUCUACUCCAAAGCUUCCUGUUCAACGCAAAAGAUGCAGAUAAAAGUCAGAGCUCGACUCGUCGGGGUUGGCACCCUUUCCAGCGGUGGAGGCGGCGGAGGUGGAUAUAGCGGCGGAGGUGGUGGAGGUGGAUAUGGUGGAGGAGGUGGAGGCGGCUCCAGAGGCCCCAGCGUGGUCCGGGCUCAGCUGGUUGGCGUGGGCUCCCUUCCGAGUACCGGCGGUGGAGGCGGCGGUGGAUACGGGGGAGGAGGAGGUGGAUACGGAGGAGGAGGUGGAUACGGAGGAGGAGGAGGAGGUGGAAGAGGUGGCGCUAGUGUGGUUAGAGCAAGGCUUGUCGGUGUUGGAACUCUGUCUGGCGGAGGCGGUGGAGGCUCAGGUGGAUACGGCAGCGGAGGUGGAGGUGGAUACGGAGGUGGAGGAGGUUACGGUGGAGGCCGCGGUUGGUGAUGUGGAGUCGGGACAAGAUAACGUCCAAGAAGAUUCACUGACACCAAUUAAAAAUGAA